AUGCCUAUAUUAUUUAUUUUUACUUUAUGUUAUUUCUUAUGUGCUUUUUGUGAUACUAUUAAAUUAAGAAAGAACGUAAAUAAUAUUACAUACAUAAAUGAGAAUAAAGAUUUAAUAUCAUUUUUUUCCCAAAAUAAAUAUAGUAACUACUUUUUUGUUAAUAAUAAUGGUUCAACGAUAAAAAAGAAUUAUAAUAAAAACAAAUUAUUUUUAAAUAUAAAUGAUUCCGCUGAAAAUUCAUUGACAAUUGAAAAAUUUAAAAGUAGUAAUGGAUACGAUUUUUUAUUUACAAAAUUAUUUAUGAAUAAUGAAGAAAAUAAAUUUUUAGUUGACUUAUGUAGUGAUAAUAGUUUUAUUUUUCAGAAAAAAACGAAAAUUUUAAAAAAUGAAAAAGAAAAUAAUAGUAAAGAAUAUAUGAGUUUAAAUUAUAAUAAUGAAAAUAUCCAAAAUACAAAAAAAGAAAUACAUCUAAAUAAUAGAAAAGUAAUUUCAGAAAAAUCUAUAAAUAUUAAUUUUGGUACAAAAAAUUUUCAUUUUUAUCUAAUAAAUAAUGAAGAAUUAAGUAAGGAUUUUGAUGGAAUAAUAGGCUUUGAUUUUUUUAAAAAUUUUGAUAAUUUUAUAUUUGAUACAAUUAAUAUGAAUAUUCUGUUGAAUGAAAAUAACUAUUCUAAUAACAAAGAGGAUUUUUAUGAAAUUAAAUUGCAUGAUUAUUUUAAUAAUAUUAAAUAUAUUAACGUGAAUGUAAAUAAUCAUUUGCAUAAAGGUAUACUAGAUACUGGUAGCUCUCGUACAAUUAUAGUUAAUAGCGAUAAUUUAUUUGAAGGAAAUAAUGAAGAAGGUAAUAUAACGAUUGAAAAUAUAUUAAACAACAAAUAUAAGGUUCAAAAAGUUUUUUUAAAUAAUUUUGAUAUUAUAUCUAGUGGAAAUAAAUUGAUUCCGAUUAAUUUAAAUACAAUUUACAAAGGCAAUCUAGAGUAUUUAGAUAGUAAUGUCGUUUUACUAGGUUUAGACUUUCUAUUAAAUAAGAAAAUUAUUUUUGAUUUAAAAAACAGAUCUCUUUAUAUUUCAAAUAAUUCUUCCAAUUCUUUAUAUGUAAAUGAAGAUAAUAUUUCCAAACAUAAAGAAAUAGACAAUUUUGCAUAUAAAAAGGAACAAAAUAAUUCCACUAAUAAAAAAAUAGAUGAAUAUCUUGUUGAACAAGAGUGUCAAAAUAUUUACGAAAAAUUGAAGAAAAAAGAAUUAAGUUUUUUGAAAAUAACAAAAGAAUUAGAAAGUGAAGAUAUUUAUAUAAAAGAUUGUAAAAGUACAAAUGAUGUAAUAAGAAGAUAUGCAAUUAAAUUAUUGUAUGGAACUAAUUAUUUAAAAAAAAAUGAUAAAAAUAAGGAAUUUGAUAUUAGAUAUAAUGAAAUGAUUAAUUUUUUCAAAAAAUUAAGUAAUGAAGAAAAACAGAAUAUGUUAAAUAAAAUUAUCAAUACAAUAAAAAAAGAUAAAAAUGAUUAUGAAAAAGCAUCCGAAAUAAUAGAAGAAUUCGUUAAUUAUGAAAUAAAUAAUAAUUUGUAUUCUUUGCAUCAAUUUAAAUCAAAUAAUGUAAAUAAAAAUAAUGAAAAAGCUUUGAAUGAAGAAUACAACAAUUUAUAUAAUUAUUACACUGCUCAUCCUGAUUACAGUUUUGAAAUUUUAAAUGAUUUUAAAAAAGAAUUAUCAUCAAAAAAAAUUAGCUUCAAUGAUUGUGAAGAUGAGAAAGAUAUUAUAAAGAGAAUAGCAGAAUCAAGGGUUUAUAAUAGCAAUAAAGAAAAUAAAAAUAAAAGUAAAAAUACAAAAAGAAACAUAAUUGUAAGAAGAUACUCAAAUGAUGAUAAUAAUGUCCAUACACAAAUAAUAAUCAGAAGAAAUGGUGUUAAUUCAGAUGAUUCUUCAAAUAGUAAUGAUGAUGAAAAUGGAUAUCAAUAUGAAAAUUUGGAUAAGAUGGAUGACUUAUUCCCAAAUUCUUUAUUCUCAGGUAUUUUUAAAAACUUUUUUGGAGAUAACAGAAAUGAAUAUAAUGAAGAAAAUAGUGAUCAAAAUCAAAAUGAUUUAUUUUCUGAAUUAAAUAACUUUUUUGGGUUUGGUAACAUUGGGGAUAAUAUGUUUAAGAAAAAAAAAAAAAGCGUAUUAGGAUUUAAAACAAAAGAACCAGAAACUAAAAAUGAUAAUAAAGAUGACACAGAUAUUUUAUCAAAAGCAAUUAAAGAAGAAAAAGAUGUUGAUAUAAUUUAUCUUUUAAAUAAAGUACAAAAAUUAAAUGAUGUUAAUUUAAAAAAUUUUAUAUUACAAUCAUUAAAAAACGAAAAUAUAAGAAAAAUUUUAGUUAAUGCUGUUAAAAAUGGAUAUAAUAAUACAUACGAAGAAUGUAAGAAACAAAACGAUAACAAAAGUAUGUAUUUAUUACAAAUGUUAAAGCAGUCGGGGAUAUUUUAA
Molecule: messenger RNA, 2457 nt
Organism: Plasmodium gallinaceum
Lineage: Eukaryota; Apicomplexa; Aconoidasida; Haemosporida; Plasmodiidae
Product: conserved Plasmodium protein, unknown function
Exons: 1
Coding region: 1-2457 (818 amino acids)
Biological process (GO): proteolysis
Molecular function (GO): aspartic-type endopeptidase activity
Source: RefSeq, a predicted model, not a curated record